This is a messenger RNA of Paramormyrops kingsleyae, 700 nucleotides long. Lineage: Eukaryota; Metazoa; Chordata; Actinopteri; Osteoglossiformes; Mormyridae. The record is from RefSeq and is a predicted model, not a curated record.
GAAUGACUCAAAAUGGCCAAUGAGCGCAACCUUUAAAUACUGCAUUUGCUCUUCACUUUAGGACAUUUGGAAUCGUAAAAGAACAUGUGGGUACAGAUCAUUUUGGGAAUAAAUACUAUUCCAUACCAGAACAGAGGACAUGGAUGGAUAUGCAGACCUGGAUAAAUAAGCGCUUCUUUUGGAGGUGCCAUUUCGGGACGCUGACUACCAACGUGGCACACACGAGUACCCAUGAAGAGAAGACAGGGAAUUCACCGCACUCUUCAUUUUGUAAUGGCUCCUGGGCGAACAGUUCGGGCAAGGAGGAUGGUGGAGCCUUCCAAGCUGGUAGAAUCUGAGUAUACGGAAGGAAGCAUCCCCUCCGAAUGGGACGCUUGGAUUCGAGGGAGGAGGAAGGAUCCACCCACAAUUGAGGCCGAGCAGGAGCUGGAGAGGAACCAACUCUACAGGGAGCAGAUCAAGCAAAAAGCCCGUGAAGUGGAGGACAGGGACUCCACCCUGCAAGCCCAGGAGCAUGCAGAGGGUCUGGUGGCACGUCCUAUGCAGACGCUCAUCGAAGGACACGCUUCUGCCAAACACUUCCGUCAGACCAGACCGAGCGAAGAUCCUAUCAGCACUGGCAACACCUUCGAACCCGGGUCCUGGGCACCCAACAAGGGAACCACAUCAAAAAAAUAAAUGCUAUAAGAAUGGUUGUAAA